AAAUAGAAUUGUACAAAAAAAAAUCAAUGUUGCUGGGGCACAACAGGAUUUGUGACAGCUGUGAAAAAAGGUAAGAUGUGCAGGCUACAAUAACAAUGACAGUUUAUUAAAAAAAGGGUAGGUAUAACAGACUAGAUACGCCUGCUACGUUAGGUUACUGACUAGGUAACUAGGAACAGUGUCUGAGAGCCCUGCUCUACACAGUCCAAACAAUGUUUGGUGUUUUGUUAGAUAGUAUUGCCACUAGCUAGCCAUUCACACCCGUAGUGGCACGACAUGAGCACGAGCUGCCCCACUGUGCUCCCAACUAUGCAUAGAUAGGAUGGCGGAUUCUACAGAGCGUGGCUAGCUACUAUCCAAAAUAAAACAACAAAAUGUAACGUUAGUGGUGGAAGAUGCUGCGCAAGAAUGCCCACCCGUCUGGAGCUGAAGUUGGAUGACACAGAGGAGUUUGAGAGUGUCAAGAAAGAGCUUGAGAGUCGGAAGAAACAGCGAGAUGAGGUGGAUGUUGGCGUGGCGAUGUCGAGUGACAUGGUGGGAGCUGGUAGUGGAACAGGGGAUGGGAAGACACGGGAACAGAUGAUCAAUGAGAGAAUAGGCUACAAGCCCCAUCCUAAACCCAACACCUUGCCAUCGCUCUUUGGAAACCUGCAAUUUUGGGUUCCUAAUGGACACAUUACAGACAGCUAAAAUGGUUGGCCCCUCCUGCACUGGUGUGUGGUUGGCACCGUGACUGUGCUCUUGACAUGGUCAGGGGUAUUUGUUUACCUGAGAAGUAUAUCUCUACAAAGAAAUGUGUACUUUGAGGAUCAUAUUGCAUUCAUAAGUCUAAAGUAAUGUUGCUGCAUUUACCUGAAAAGUUAUGACUUGCGAUGCAAAGGGUGGCCUUUUGUACAAUGUAAUGUUUGAUGGCAGGGGUCAUGUACAAUGGUUUCCCUCCUUUAUUACAAACAUCCAGACUUGGUAGCAUCUGUGGAAAGAUGGAUUAACUGAAUGGACUUGAACUAAAUCAGUCAUUACUUACAAUGG
Oncorhynchus keta (chum salmon) is the source of this 1029-nucleotide messenger RNA. Its product is annotated as anaphase-promoting complex subunit CDC26-like. Gene Ontology annotation, biological process: anaphase-promoting complex-dependent catabolic process; regulation of mitotic cell cycle; protein K11-linked ubiquitination. Bases 409 to 690 code for a protein of 93 amino acids. The transcript has a single exon. Gene Ontology annotation, cellular component: anaphase-promoting complex. NCBI's taxonomy places the organism in Eukaryota, Metazoa, Chordata, Actinopteri, Salmoniformes, Salmonidae. The record is from RefSeq and is a predicted model, not a curated record.